Molecule: messenger RNA, 2391 nt
Organism: Harpegnathos saltator (Jerdon's jumping ant)
Lineage: Eukaryota; Metazoa; Arthropoda; Insecta; Hymenoptera; Formicidae
Product: X-linked retinitis pigmentosa GTPase regulator
Exons: 12
Coding region: 71-2218 (715 amino acids)
Source: RefSeq, a predicted model, not a curated record
ACCGGCUAGCUAGCACGCCUAUCUGGCUGGCGGUUAGUCGGCUGCAAGUUGCGCGGCGCAAAGUGCAAGCAUGGGCCUGCCGGACAUUGAGACGAUACCCGAGACCGGGGCGGUGUUCACGAUCGGUCGUAGCAGAUUCGCGGACAAUGUUGCGUCGCACUUCUUCAUACGCAAGGACCCCGUCGUCGCUAUUGUUUGCGGGGACGAGCAUUCGGCCGUGAUUUGUCAAACUGGCAGACUUUUUGUUUUCGGCAGUAACGACUGGGGUCAGCUGGGACUGGGUCAUAAAAACCACAUCAGUAAACCUUCGUGCGUGAAAAUCUUGAAACCGGAGAAAGUCACACACGUGGCAUGUGGGAGAGCGCAUACUUUGAUAUGUACAGGAGCCCAGAAGAUCUUUGCGUGCGGCAGCAACCAAGAAGGUCAACUGGGUCGGGAAAGCUCCGCGAUAGGCGACAGCUCCAGUUCUCCGAUUUUGAUUUACGACUGCGGUCUCGCCGGGUCCAGGAUCCUUCAAGUCGCGGCUGGAUCGCAUCAUUCGAUGGCUCUCACCAGCGAUGGGGGUGUUAUCGCUUGGGGAAGCAAUCUGGAAGGGCAAUUAGGAUUGCCCGGGAUCUCGGGACUGGUUAACAAGCCGACAAAGGUCCCCAUUCCAGAACCGGUGAAGGAAAUCAGUGCGGGAUACUAUCAUUCGGCUCUUUUAACCGAAAGCGGUCUCGUUUAUGUCUGCGGCGAAUCGGAGAGCGGUAAACUCGGGAUCGAUGUCAACUUUUCUACGCAAGUUGCACCGAAGCAAAUGCAGCUGCCAGCGCCGGCUCUGCAUGUUGCAUGCGGCGGUCAUCACACACUCGUGUUAGCAGAGAACGGCAACAUUUACUGCUCCGGUAGCAACGCCAGCGGUCAACUUGGCAUGGGCACGAACGUCAGUGAGGUGCACACGCCGAAACUUCUUCCACGCGGGGCUCUUCAGAGCGAAAUCAUCGUCAAGAUCUCCUGCGGCGAAAGUCACAGCGCUAUACUCACUGAGUCGGGUAAACUCUUCACCUGCGGAGACGGGCGACAUGGAAAAUUGGGUCUGGAGGAAAACGAGAAUAACGUUCACGAAGUAACAUUCGCUGCCAAAUACCAGGAGCUGUUCGUCUCGAAUGUCUCGUGCGGGGGAUGCCAUACGAUAUUGGUUGGUCGGAGACACGAGAUGGAUUAUCAAUCGCAACGGCAGUCGGCAGCCACCCAAAUGGAGCAAUCCGCACAGAAAAUAAGCUCUCUACCUCCCUUAAAACUUCCUGUAAAUAUGCAAAGUGAAGAGCGGUUGGAUAACACGGAAAACAAGUCGACGAGCGAAAAUGGCGACAACGACAAGGAUAAAAUUCACGAAAACACGGAAAAUAAUGCCACCAAUACAACAAAUUUUCCAGAGAACGCGACAACGAAUGACUCAAAUUUGGUCAAUGGUUCAAGAGACGACAAUAAUGUGAAUCAUAAAGACCUAACCUCGGAGACUACGGUUCCGUCCGAGAACCUAAACAAAACAGAAGAGCCGCAGCCAGUCGGCGAUGAAAAUCACGCGGAAGAUGAAGGAAAUGAGCAGGAUGACGAGAAUAAUAAAAGUAAAGAAAACAGCAAAGAAAAUAAUAAAGCAGAUAGCCCUGAGGAUGACGAGAAUACGGAAAAUCAAACGACGCAAGAAGCUGAAGAACAGCAUAUAGAAGCAGCAGUAACAACGACAACAGAAGAAACCGAACAGGAAACGUCAACGAAUACCACACCACCGCCGAAACCACCGCGGUUAAAAUCUGCAAAUGCCGAAGAUACCGGCAACGGAAAGGAAUCUUCAAAAGAAAGCGACGGGGUCGGAGAGCUUGAGAAAGAGAAGAACGGAGAAGAGACGAAGGCGAGGAACGAGCGAAAUGAGAGCGCAAAGUCGUCUGAUGAAAAACUCAAAUCGGCAGUUUCGAAAAUCGGCGUUGAAAAUAUCGUAGGCGCUGUAGAAAAUUCAAUAGACAAAGCGCAGGAGGACGGGCACGUUGAAGAGCCAGAGAAAACAGAAGUGGAUGGCGUGCAGGACGAUGCUGAUGUGGUGCAAUCGCCGGCACCGCGAACAGGUAAGAUGGCAAAGUUGUUCAAAACAAAACGGCAACAAGAGAUUCAAAACGGAACCAAGAAGACGGGCAAUGUAACGAAUUCAAAAGCUAAGUCGAAAACGUGUAUCAUCCUAUGACUGAAGAGACUUCAAAGAGACCGAGGCACCUGGAUUCAUUAUAUUUUUUAUAAAAUAAUACUUAUGAUAAAUUCAUCGCUGGGACCAAUACACGUGGAACCGGAAAUCUCCUUCUCCAACGACACGAAGAGCUCACAUUUAUCACCAUAUGUGUGUGUGUGUGUGUGUGUGUG